Molecule: messenger RNA, 1099 nt
Organism: Hemiscyllium ocellatum (epaulette shark)
Lineage: Eukaryota; Metazoa; Chordata; Chondrichthyes; Orectolobiformes; Hemiscylliidae
Product: lysosomal amino acid transporter 1 homolog
Exons: 7
Coding region: 105-1067 (320 amino acids)
Source: RefSeq, a predicted model, not a curated record
CUGAUAAGAUCUCAGUGACUAACUAUAAAGAAACAAGUUCCUCGAGCAAGGUUCAGGUUAAGGAUAGUGCAGUCACCUAUCUCCAGUUUACCAGUGUUUGUAGCAUGAGAGUUUUACUCCAAUUUUCAAGGAAUUACCAUGAAUCCAAUGUCACUGUGGGAAAGAAUGGUAUGUUAUGCGGAAAUGAAAGUUGGAUAUCUUCUGUGAUGGAAGAAUGUGUGCAGAAUCUUUGGGAACUCUGGAGUGCAGUUCUUGGACUUGCCUCGAUUUGCUGUUUUCUUUUUGCUUCUUUACCGCAAAUGUAUGUGGCUUACAAGAAUGAGAAGGUGGAUCACGCGCUGUCAGUGGGAUUUCUGCUUUGUUGGGUCUGUGGUGACAUUACCAAUUUUAUUGGCUGCUAUUUGACCAAUCAGCUGCUUAUCCAGAUUGUUACAGCUAAUUUUUAUGUUACCCUUGACAAUAUGAUGAUCUCACAAUUUGUCUAUUAUAAGCUGAAGAAUAGGAAAGGCAGAAGCAAGCAAUAUUUUAUUCGGUCGAUUUCCCUGUUGAAGUGGUUCUGUGUUUGCUGGGUUCUGUUAUGUACAAUUGCAAUGAUGACUAUAUUACAUUUAUUGAGAAUAUCUCACCAUAAUUGGAGUCAUCCAGGACAAAGGGGUACUUUUGACAUUGUUGAAUUCAUGGGUUACAUCAGUGGCUAUGUGUCCUGCAUAUUUUAUCUUGGCUCUCGUUUUCCACAGCUGUACAAAAAUUUCCAAAGGAAAUCCACAGAAGGUACAUCCUAUUUGCUGUUUGCACUGGCAAUGUUGGGUAAUACAACUUACGGACUGAGUGUGGCAGUGAAAGUACCCGAAAACAAAGUAUCAGCCAAAAAAUACAUCCUCCAUCAUCUGGCCUGGCUAUUAGGUAGCUUUGGAGUACUGUUGGUGGAUUUUUUUAUUACUGCACAGUUUAUUAGAUAUCGUAAACGAAGCAACUUCUCUCUCCAUUCAAUUCCAGAGGUGGCACCACUCCUUGAUGAAGAUGAAGAACAGCUGAACAACCUUUUCCAAUUGCGCCAGUUUAAAUAAAAUAAUUUCUGAAUGAUUAUUUGUGAAAUUGU